UAAUACAUCCAAAUCCAAUCCUCAUUGGAAGGAGAAAAUAUUCAGUGGAAACAGCACACCACGUACAGGUCCACAUAGAGGUUAUAAUCCAAUAACUCACACGCUGCCUUUCUUUUUCUAUUUUCGUCAACCAAUACAGUAAUACAUAGAAAAUUCAGCCAAAUCCAAAGACAAUCAUGUCCAUCUCUUCCUCUAUAUUCACUUCUCUAAUUUUCUUACCUCCCAAACCAUCUCUGUCUUCUUUCUCUGGUAUCAUCGCCAAGACAAUCCAAACGACUAGAGGUGGGAAUGGUUUCGGCUUGCUGAUAGAGGGAUCGUGGAGACCGCAGAAGAAGGCAACUGCACAUCACAUGAAGACAAGGCCGCGGAAGAGUCAACCAUGGGAUAUAAGACGCAAACCCGCUGUGUAUCCUCCUCUUCCCUCUCUUCCUUCUGAGUGGACUCUCGUUUCUUCUGGUGGUGGUGAUGAUGGCGGUGCUGGUUCUGAUGUUGCUGGUGAGAGUGCUGGGUCUUCAAUUUCUAUUGUACAGGCCUCACUUUGAAGUGGGUAGCUUGUUGUAUGUUGUACUGUCGUGUGCGUUGUAUUUCUUUGAGAUAUCGUUGUUGGUGUUCUCCUUUUGUAUGUUGGUCUUUUCGUUUUUUCAUGUUUGAUGAAGAUUACGAGUGAAUUGAAAUUA
Messenger RNA from Tripterygium wilfordii, 677 nucleotides. Its product is annotated as 50S ribosomal protein 6, chloroplastic-like. Gene Ontology annotation, cellular component: ribosome; chloroplast. The record is from RefSeq and is a predicted model, not a curated record. The transcript has a single exon. The coding region runs from base 177 to 542 and encodes 121 amino acids. NCBI's taxonomy places the organism in Eukaryota, Viridiplantae, Streptophyta, Magnoliopsida, Celastrales, Celastraceae. Gene Ontology annotation, biological process: translation. Gene Ontology annotation, molecular function: structural constituent of ribosome; rRNA binding.